UCAAGGUGCUGGAGGAACAGACCUUAGCACGAAGAGCCCUUGCGCUGAAGAUUGAACAAGAAAAACACGAGAGGCGCCAACGUGAGUAUUACAAGCUCAUUUCGGGGGGCCAUAUGGCGGCACUGGAAGCAGAGGCAGCCCACCACCGCGCUCAACUAGCCAAUGUCGCGUCCAUCCGGGUACGUUGCCAGGUCGAUCUGCACCAAUCAUUUCGUUCUCAUUAUCCCUUUCAGUCGCGUCCUGAUUACCCAUCGGUUGGCCCUGAUAGCAUUUUCCCAGAGGAAUCCAAGGUUCGUUACCCAGGCUCUCGAAGUAUCCGCUGUCCUCAUAUUUGCCUCCAGAGGCCUCUAUCAUUCGGAGGUUAUGCCAACGUUGUGGCAACCCUAGCUGCAAAGGAUAAAGCAGUUAGGCAUUGUCCUUAUGUCGGCAAGAUUCAAGUCAAGCGCGAUGAUGCCAAAAAGCCUCUUUCCAGCGCUCUGUCCGGAAAAGCCGAGACUGUUUUGUUGUCCCGUGCCAACGACACUGACGAAGCGCCUGUACGUAACGGCAUUGUUGAGCUGCUAAAAGCCAUUCUUGGUGACGCAGCCGAGGUGAAGACUUCCCCUGUGGCAUCUCCUUCGCCAGCUCCGUCUACUUCCAAAUCCUCCGAGAUUGUUCCCAAGAGAUCCGAAGUCGAGCCCCGGCAAUUGUCGCACACAACCGUUGAAGAAUGUUUAGGUGCAAUGCUCGGCCAUUUUGCACAGAAAGUAGAAGCACCAGCAUCUCGCGCAGGUGCCGCGACAUCCGGAUCCAAGCCUGUGGAGAAGAAGGCCUCUGCGAUUGAAUCUUCUUUGAAGGCCGAGCUUGAAGCACGCUUGAACAAUGAUCAAUCCAACGAAAUCAAGGACACCAUCCAUGCCAUCUUCGCGUCACUCAACAGUCAGACUUCGAAUGUUCCUUCACCAGCUAGCGUCAAAGGCAAGGAGAAGGCCCAUUCCAUCAGCACCGAGGACGCCACCUCCAAAGACGUCGUAUCAUCCAUGGAAGCUGUCCGAAAUGUCGAAGCGGCCUUCCAUACCCUCGAGUCGGAGUUCGUCUUCCCUGUCCAGUUGGAUUUCACCCCUGCUCCAUCUCCAGCCUCAUCAGACUCUGAGUCGUCUCUUACGGGGAGAUUGGCUUACACCUCCCGUAACGCACCCGUGCGAUAUUAUGAACAGUCCUUGAGUGGGCUGUUGGCCCAGUUGGAUUCGGUGGAAAGUUUCGGGAACGAAGCAUUAAGAAGUGUUAGGAAAGAAGUUGUUGGAAAGGUGGAGAGUGCGCUCGAAGAGCUAGAGCGAGAGGUUGAAGGUCGGUGGCGGAGCAAGACUGCCAAGGAAAGCAAGGUAACAGAGAAGCAGGGCCUCGUUGGUGCACAGGCUGCUGAAAAGGUGGCUUCUGAAGUCGCCUCAGAGGGCAUUGCACCAGCUGAAGAGGGGAAGAACGAUGAGCCUGUUGUAGUUGAUGCACUAGCUCCUGCUGAAGCUGUUGCUGUUCACGAAGACGAGGCCGUUGCUGUUGAUACGACACUUCCGACAACUGCUCUCGUUACACCUCAACCUGAAUCAACUGUAUUGGUUGUCUCUGACAGUAUUUCCGAGGCAUCGGCUGACAAGAGUAGUGUCAUCGAGGACAAGGAGCUGGACACCGAACUACCACUUCAAGCAUCCGCCUAUCCUCCGUCCUCGGCUUCCAUCGACACAGUCCGACCGUACAACGUAGAGCCUCAGCCUUCUGAGGAUCCUCGAGAGUCCUUCCUCCUCUCAGAGGGGAACUCCGCGGACCAGGAGACUGCCACGAAAAAGAAAGUAGAUGACGACACGGGAAGUGAUUGGUCAGAGGUCGAAGCAUAAUCCCGAAUUGAUAAUACUGGACUCGAUUAAUACAUGUAUACUACUACUUUCCCUUCAUCUAUGCGUAUGGAUCUGUAUUUUGCAUUAUAACACGUUUGAACUUAUCGUUCUAUGUCGUGACUAAGAUUCCUUAGAUCGGCUCUGACUCUCGUGCAAGAGUAACUUGUGUGUUCCUGUAUAUUGAACGAACGACGCAAGGUUGUGUAUGUUGGUUGAAUUCAAAGAU
Desarmillaria tabescens is the source of this 2094-nucleotide messenger RNA. RefSeq lists its product as uncharacterized. Gene Ontology annotation, molecular function: protein-folding chaperone binding. The transcript is spliced from 2 exons. The record is from RefSeq and is a predicted model, not a curated record. Lineage: Eukaryota; Fungi; Basidiomycota; Agaricomycetes; Agaricales; Physalacriaceae. Bases 114 to 1868 code for a protein of 584 amino acids.